Molecule: messenger RNA, 3302 nt
Organism: Molossus molossus (Pallas's mastiff bat)
Lineage: Eukaryota; Metazoa; Chordata; Mammalia; Chiroptera; Molossidae
Gene: DVL3
Product: dishevelled segment polarity protein 3
Exons: 14
Coding region: 2-2257 (751 amino acids)
Biological process (GO): intracellular signal transduction; canonical Wnt signaling pathway
Cellular component (GO): cytosol
Molecular function (GO): frizzled binding
Source: RefSeq, a predicted model, not a curated record
CAUGGGCGAGACCAAGAUCAUCUACCACCUGGACGGGCAGGAGACGCCGUACCUGGUGAAGCUGCCCCUGCCCGCCGAGCGCGUCACCUUGGCGGACUUUAAGGGCGUUCUGCAGCGACCCAGCUAUAAAUUCUUCUUUAAGUCUAUGGACGACGAUUUCGGAGUGGUGAAGGAGGAGAUCUCGGACGACAAUGCCAAGCUGCCUUGCUUUAAUGGCCGGGUGGUGUCCUGGCUGGUGUCAGCUGAGGGCUCACACCCAGAGCCAGCUCCCUUCUGUGCUGAUAACCCUUCAGAGCUGCCACCGCCCAUGGAACGCACAGGAGGCAUUGGGGACUCCCGGCCCCCAUCCUUCCACCCUCAUGCUGGUGGGGGCAGCCAGGAGAACUUGGACAAUGACACAGAGACGGACUCAUUGGUGUCUGCCCAGCGGGAGCGGCCUCGCAGGAGGGACGGCCCAGAACACACAACCCGGUUAAAUGGAACUGCAAAGGGGGAACGACGGCGAGAACCAGGGGGUUACGACAGCUCCUCUACCCUCAUGAGCAGCGAGUUGGAGACCACCAGCUUCUUUGAUUCAGAAGAGGAUGACUCCACCAGCAGGUUCAGCAGCUCCACAGAACAGAGCAGUGCCUCACGCCUGAUGAGAAGACACAAACGGCGGCGGCGGAAGCAGAAGGUUUCCCGGAUUGAGCGGUCCUCAUCCUUCAGCAGCAUCACGGACUCCACUAUGUCACUCAACAUCAUCACGGUCACUCUCAACAUGGAAAAGUAUAACUUCUUGGGCAUCUCCAUUGUGGGCCAAAGCAAUGAGCGCGGUGACGGAGGCAUCUACAUUGGCUCUAUCAUGAAGGGCGGGGCCGUGGCUGCUGAUGGACGUAUUGAGCCAGGAGAUAUGCUGUUACAGGUAAACGAGAUCAACUUUGAGAACAUGAGUAAUGACGAUGCAGUCCGAGUACUGCGGGAGAUUGUGCACAAACCAGGGUAUGGAUGGGAUGGGGCACUGCAGAGGAGGUGGCAGGCAUUCAGGCAGGGACUUGAUCUGGCCUCCAAACAUCCUUUCCUCACUAAGGACACCCUUGCUUUCAGGCCCAUCACCUUGACUGUAGCCAAGUGCUGGGACCCAAGUCCACGUGGUUGCUUCACAUUGCCCAGGAGCGAGCCCAUCCGUCCCAUUGACCCUGCGGCCUGGGUCUCCCACACUGCAGCCAUGACUGGCACCUUCCCUGCCUACGGCAUGAGCCCCUCCUUGAGCACCAUCACCUCCACCAGCUCCUCCAUCACCAGCUCCAUCCCUGACACAGAACGCCUAGAUGACUUCCACCUGUCCAUCCACAGUGACAUGGCCGCCAUUGUGAAAGCCAUGGCCUCCCCUGAAUCUGGACUAGAGGUCCGAGACCGCAUGUGGCUCAAGAUCACUAUCCCCAACGCUUUCAUUGGCUCGGAUGUAGUGGACUGGCUGUACCACAAUGUGGAAGGCUUCACUGAUCGUCGAGAGGCCCGCAAGUAUGCCAGCAACCUGCUGAAAGCUGGUUUCAUCCGCCAUACUGUCAACAAGAUCACCUUCUCUGAGCAGUGCUACUACAUCUUUGGCGACCUCUGUGGCAACAUGGCCAACUUGUCCCUCCACGAUCACGAUGGCUCCAGCGGUGCCUCUGACCAGGACACACUAGCCCCUUUGCCGCAUCCGGGGGCCGCCCCUUGGCCCAUGGCUUUCCCUUACCAGUAUCCACCACCCCCGCACCCCUACAACCCGCACCCAGGCUUCCCCGAGCUGGGGUACAGCUAUGGCGGGGGCAGUGCCAGCAGUCAGCACAGUGAAGGCAGCCGGAGCAGUGGCUCCAACCGUAGCGGCAGCGACCGGCGGAAGGAGAAGGACCCGAAGGCUGGGGACUCGAAGUCAGGCGGCAGCGGCAGCGAGUCGGACCACACAACUCGCAGCAGCCUGCGGGGGCCACGGGAGCGGGCGCCCAGCGAGCGCUCGGGGCCUGCCGCGAGCGAGCACAGCCACCGCAGCCACCACUCGCUGGCCAGCAGCCUGCGCAGCCAUCACACACACCCGAGCUACGGCCCCCCUGGCGUGCCCCCUCUCUACGGCCCCCCCAUGUUGAUGAUGCCCCCUCCGCCCGCGGCCAUGGGACCCCCAGGAGCCCCUCCGGGCCGUGACCUGGCCUCAGUGCCCCCCGAACUGACUGCCAGCAGACAGUCCUUCCGCAUGGCCAUGGGAAACCCCAGUGAGUUCUUUGUGGAUGUGAUGUGAGCAGGGCCCCUCCCCCACUCCCAUCCUACCCUUAACCUGGCUGGCUGCGUCCCUCUCUCCAUCUGUCCAGUCUUUUUUACUUUGUUUGGUACCUGAAAGGGAAAUAAACGGAACUAAAUCCAGGCGCGCUAACUGCUCGCUGGGCUCAGCAAGGGCGGGGUGCACCCACCCAUCGCUAUUGCAGCCCCUAACCUGCCUUCAGCCCCUGCUUGUCCCUCUGCCCACUAACCGCUGCACAGGACUUCCCAGGAUACUCGACUUGCUGGUGCUGCUCCUUACUCCCUUCACCUGUGCACACAAUUCGGGAAGUGACCCCAACUGUACCCUUCAGGGUCUCCUCAGCUCUUUAUCCCCACCAUUACCCCCACCUCAGUUCUCUUUCACCAUUCAUUCAGCUAGCCAUCCCCUAUUAACCUCAUCCCCACAAGCAUGUGUGCCAAUCUCUGAACUUUUCCCCCUACAAUACUGACACCAAAAAAAGCAAAACUUGUUUGAUCUGCCCCUCUUAAUUGUUCCUUGCCUGCUGCCUGCACCCUAGAGUUGUGGUUUCAGUAACUAUCCAUGCUAUCCCCGCCUGCGCUGGCCCUUACCAGAAGCCCAGUGGGGGCCUUAGUUGCCUGAUCUGCUAGUGGCUUCCAGGGAGCAUCUCUGCUCUACCCCACCACCAUUCCUUCCCUGCAAAUGUGUGCUGGUUCCCUCAGACCUGUAACCCUACUAACCAGCAGGCUCAUCUCACCUCUGGGCCUGAAACAUUUCUUUUCUUUCUUUUUUCCUCCCCCAAUUUUCCUGGGCCUGGAGCAGCCAAGAAUUUCGGGCUGUUUGACUUUCUGUGAGCCCCCAGCGAGGGGAGGCCCAGCCUCCAAGGAGACCAGGAACCCUGCUUCAGCAGCCCCUCAGGGCUUCCUAAGGAUAUUCAGGCCUCCCCCUUACCCCCUCCCCCUCCACACACACACUUCAACAUGUUGAGUCACUAGGCUUCUGGGGAGGGCCCGAGCCCCUUUCCCAUAUAUGAGAGAUUCUGUUAAUCUUUCCAGAGAGUAUGUGU